AUGGGCCGCAACAGAGUGGUUUUGCAGGCGGUGACUGCGAGUGCGGUCACUCGGUGCACCAUGUGGAAUGCGUUGUGGACUGGGCAAAGGUGGUUGGGACUUGGCCAUGCCGCCGCCAAAAAAAACAAGGCUGGCCGCCCAGUGGCAGUGCUUCCUUGGGCGAGGCUGGUGUCGCUUGGCUCUCGGGAAUUUUAUUUUCCAGCGGGUCAGCCACUGCACACUGCGCACUCUGCAGGCACUCCCAGUCCUGCCAGUCCGCCAAUCUCCCUCAGCUGCUCUGUGCUCCCCACUCCGGCCACCGCGGCCCCUCUGACAGUGCCCACAUCUCUCGUGCUCCCGCCCCUCCUCUCCUUCGUCUCCCAAUUCUCUGGCUCCAAGAGUCCGCCCACGCCGGCCGCCUCGCCUCCGUCUAGCUCGCCUAUUGCCGCCGCCGCCGCCAAAAACGAGGCCUUUCCGGACCAUCACAUCGGCCUCAACCUCCCCCCUACGCCGCCCAACUACCCGGAUUAUGGCACAGUAGACUCGGACGGCCCCGACAGUCCCCCUCACAAGCGUCAGCGCAGCGCCUCCCGCCCGCUCUCCAUAAACUCCUACCAGCCGCCUCUCAUGGACAUCACCGAGGAUACCAUCCCGGAGCUGCAGCCCGUCUUCUCCUUUCUCAACUCCCACUCCAACAAGCUCUACCAGGAGGGCUACUUUCUCAAACUCGACGACCAAAAUACACAGGGCAAACCCAAUGCCGACCGAACGUGGACAGAAUGCUUUGCCCAGCUCGUCGGCACCGUCCUCUCCUUAUGGGACGCCGCCGAGCUUGAUGCUGCCGGCGAGGAUGGCGAGGUCCUUCCCAAAUUCGUCAACCUCACAGAUGCCUCGAUCAAAAUGAUCGAGUCCCUUCCCACCCGCUCCAAGGACGAGCAACCACUGCAAAAUAUUCUCAGCAUCUCAACCGCUGGCCGCAACCGAUACCUCCUCCAUUUCAACUCGCAUCACUCCCUCGUCCAAUGGACUGCUGGCAUUCGCCUCGCCAUGUACGAGCACUCUACCCUCCAAGAGGCAUACACCGGCGCCCUCAUUGCUGGCAAGGGCAAGACUCUCAACAACAUCAACGUCAUUCUCGAGCGCUCCCGCUUUGCCACGGAAUCCUGGGUCCGAGUCCGCUUCGGCGCCGGUGUACCCUGGAGACGCUGCUGGUGCGUCAUCACCCCUCCUGACGAAAAGGAGUUCGCCAAAAUGCAAAAGGAAAUGAAGAAGCGCUCCGCCUACGACCGGUCCUCAGCCCCCUCCCUCAAGGGCGACAUCAAGUUCUAUGACCAGCGCAAGGAAGGCAAGAAGCAGAAGAAGCUCCAGCCCAUUGCUUCCAUCACCGACGCCUAUGCUGCCUACGCCAUCUACCCCCAGGCCAAGUCGCUCGUCGAUGCUUCUACCCUUAUCAAGAUUGAGGGCAACGUCUCCAUACACACUGCACCUCCCUCCUCCACCGAGGGCUUCGUCUUUGUCAUGCCCGAGAUCCACCCCAUGGUCAGCGGCUUCGAAAUGCUGCUACGUAACCUCAUACCUACCUGGGACACAUUUGGUCUCUACGGUCGUCCUGCCCGCCUUGUUGCCAGCGUCCUCGAUCAGCGCUCCCUCAUGUUCGCCAUGCCCAAGCACAAGCGCUACGGCUACCUCGAGAUUCUCGACGUUGCCGGCCUCAUCAACGACCAGGGCAGCUCCAGCUGGAACGAGCGCGAGUGGCGCAAGCGCCUAAAGGAGAUUACCGGCACCCGCAUGAAUGCCAUUGAGGAAGGAGGUGCCCGCACUGGCCGCAACAGUGCCAACAGCCCCAUGGGCGGCCUGCGACCCAAGGUUGGCUUUGCUGACGACGGCGCGUCCAGCCGAUCGUCGCGCUCCCAUUCCCUCAACGGCGGCCCAAGAACCGAUUCCGCCCCCCCUGAGGCCCAAGGCAACUGGCAACAGCCGGGCUCGGAUGCCAACGCCAGAGCCUACCCCGGUCCUCCUGGCCCUCCUGGCCCUCCUGGCCCUCCUGGCCCUCCCGGUGGCCCUGGCGGCCCCGGGGGUCCUAUGCCCAAUAGACCUCCUUAUCCCCAAGAACUGGCCGGCAUGGAAGAUGGCCGCGCCACCCCUCAAAUAAUGCGCAGCAUGAACACACCCGAACCCGUCUCCCGCCCACCCGCAUUCAACCACAACCCUCAAGAUCGCAACAAGGCCUACCACUCGCCGGAGCUCCGUCGCGCUAAUAGCCGACUCUCCAGCUCUACCCUGGCUCAGAUGCACGAGGCUAGAAACCAACCAUACGCCAACGAGCUCGACGGCCAACCUAUGCCUGGCAGCAACGGUCCGCCUCCACCGCCGCAUGGCCAGUACAUGGGACCCGGCCCUCAGGGUCGCCCCGGACAGCCGCCGCCUUCUCUCAGCGUUCCUCAAGGCCCAGGCCCGAACCGAACCAACUCACCAUACGGACCGCCGAGCCCGGGCAUGGGUCCUGGUAUGGGUCCCGGUCUAGGACCAGGUGGUCGUCCUCCCACGGCCGAGGGACGUCGCUCACCUUAUCCCCCGGGCCAAGGGCCACCUCCUGGUCCCGGCCAAGGACGCGGCCGACCGCCACCCGGACAAGAGAACUUUAGACCUGGGCCUGGCGGACCCGGACAAGAGAAAUUUAGACCUGGGCCUGGCGGACCCGGACAAGAGAACUUUAGACCUGGGCCUGGCGGACCCGGACAAGAGAAUUUUAGACCUGGGCCUGGCGGACCAGGACAAGAUAACUAUAGACCCGGACCCGGCGUACCAGGAUCCCGUGGCCCCGGCGGUCCGGGAGGCCCUGGUGGCCCGCCCGGUGCUGGACCCAUGCACCGCAAGCCUAUGCCCAUACGAGGACCGCCGCCCAACCGUGGCCCGCCUCCUUCUGCUGAUGAUAUUAUUGAUGCCUACAGCGAGAUGCGGGCCCCGACAGGCCCUUCUGGCCCUGGAGCUUCCCGACCGCCCCAUCACGGCGGCCCUCCUGGCGGUUACGGACCCGGCCCCGGACGGCCAUACACGCCCAACGGCGGCGCAGGACCGCAAGGACCGCAACCGCAAGGACCGCAAGGACCGCCACCAGGCAGCUUCUCGCGUCCGAUGCGAAGUCCGCCCGGAGAGGGGCAACGGCCGAUGCCCCCUCAGCAGCAGCAGUCCUAUCAAGGCCAGGCUUUCUAG
This is a messenger RNA of Cordyceps militaris CM01, 3192 nucleotides long. RefSeq names its product PH domain protein. Lineage: Eukaryota; Fungi; Ascomycota; Sordariomycetes; Hypocreales; Cordycipitaceae. The record is from RefSeq and is a predicted model, not a curated record. Bases 1 to 3192 code for a protein of 1063 amino acids. The transcript is spliced from 7 exons.